AUGGCUGAGCAGGCCGGAGCAGCGAGGCGGGAGAGGCCGCCCGAGUCGCCGCAAAAGAUCAAAGUCGUGCGCUCGCAAAAGAUCGCCCAGAUGACGUCGCCCACAGACACGCGACCCCCUCCAUCGGAGCUCUACGACGCCGCCGAACCGCAGGAUCGCGCGCCCCCGAUACCACGCUCCCACACCCCCGGCCACCUCUCGUCCAAGAGCCAAGACCGCCGCCACAGGCCCGCCGAUAUAGCCGUCCGCCAGCGCUCGCAGUCGUCGGCUACACCACCAACCACCACCGCCUCCUCGUCGUCAUCAUCAGCCGCCGUCCCAACCUCCCUGCACAUCUCGGCCGCCUCCUUUCCCAUUCCCCCUUCAUCCACCAAGACCCCGACACCGACCUCGGCCGCCCGGCAAGGGAGCAUUGCUGCCUCCGCCGAGAGCGGUGACUCGUCAGUCAGCAGCAGCAAGGAGACGAGCGGGGGGAACAAUGCAUCCACCACAUCCACGGCGCGGCGACCGACAGCGCUGCGCUCCACAUCGGCUAUCGCGGGCCGGCCGGGGGCAGCAACCGCGGUGGGGUCUGCGGCAGCAGGAGGAGGAGGAGGAGGAGGAAGCUCGGUAGUCGCACGGGUGGGCACGGGCCGCGGGGCGCCGGCGCGCGGGGCCGAGGUGUACACGGCGUUUCCGGCCAUGGCGGAUGCGCGGACGGCGCCCGAUGUGCCGGCGGCGCCGUCGUCGGGCAUGUACUGGAGCCGGGCGCCCGUAUCUGGGGCGCCGCACACGGCGCUGCGAGCGCACACGACGACGCUGGUGGGUUCCAACGUCUACAUCUUUGGCGGGUGCGACUCGCGCGCCUGCUUCAACGAGCUGUACGUGCUCGACGCCGACGCCUUUUACUGGUCGACGCCGCACGUCGUCGGCGACGUGCCCGUCCCGCUACGCGCCAUGACGUGCACCGCCGUGGGGAAAAAGCUCGUCAUAUUCGGCGGCGGCGACGGCCCCGCCUACUACAACGACGUCUACGUGCUCGACACGGUCAACUUCCGCUGGUCCAAGCCGCGCAUUCUGGGCGACAAGAUGCCGUCCAAGCGGCGGGCGCACACGGCGUGCCUGUACAAGAACGGCAUUUACGUGUUUGGCGGCGGCGACGGCGUGCGCGCCCUCAACGACAUUUGGCGGCUCGACGUCAGCGACGUGACCAGAAUGUCGUGGAAGCAGAUUUCGGCGGGCUCCUCUUCUUCCUCCUCCGCCGGCGGAAGCGGGAGGUCGUCCUCCUCCAAGGAGGACCGGCCGAAAGCCCGCGGCUACCACACGGCCAAUAUGGUCGGCGGCAAGCUGAUCAUUUACGGCGGCUCCGACGGCGGCGAGUGCUUCAAUGACGUGUGGGUCUACGACGUUGACACGGACAUCUGGAAGGCGGUCCACAUCCCCAUCACGUUCCGCCGCCUGUCGCACACAGCCACCAUCGUGGGAUCCUAUCUCUUCGUGAUAGGAGGCCACGACGGGAACGAAUACUCCAACGACGUCUUGCUGCUCAACCUCGUCACCAUGUCCUGGGACAAGCGCAAGGUCUAUGGUUUGCCCCCGAGCGGGAGGGGUUAUCACGGCACCGUCCUGCACGAUAGCCGACUGUUGGUGAUUGGCGGGUUUGACGGCAGCGAGGUGUUCGGCGAUGUAUGGGUGCUGGAGCUGGCGGUUCAUGCCUACUAUUCGCAAAUCAGCCAUUUCACCAUUGAGGUCUAG
Messenger RNA from Canariomyces notabilis, 1734 nucleotides. Its product is annotated as galactose oxidase. The transcript has a single exon. The record is from RefSeq and is a predicted model, not a curated record. Gene Ontology annotation, molecular function: protein binding. NCBI's taxonomy places the organism in Eukaryota, Fungi, Ascomycota, Sordariomycetes, Sordariales, Chaetomiaceae. Bases 1 to 1734 code for a protein of 577 amino acids.